This is a messenger RNA of Alligator sinensis (Chinese alligator), 2096 nucleotides long. RefSeq names its product syntaxin binding protein 2 (gene STXBP2). Gene Ontology annotation, cellular component: plasma membrane; secretory granule. Gene Ontology annotation, molecular function: syntaxin-3 binding. The record is from RefSeq and is a predicted model, not a curated record. The transcript has 18 exons. The annotation marks the transcript as partial. Gene Ontology annotation, biological process: vesicle-mediated transport; intracellular protein transport; neurotransmitter secretion. NCBI's taxonomy places the organism in Eukaryota, Metazoa, Chordata, Crocodylia, Alligatoridae.
AGAUCCUGAACGGGGUUAUCCGGAGCGUCAAGAAGGAGGGAGAAUGGAAGGUGCUGAUCAUGGACCACCCCAGCAUGCGCAUCGUCUCGGCCUGCUGCAAGAUGUCCGACAUUCUGGCGGAGGGCAUCACCAUCGUGGAGGACAUCAACAAGCGGCGGGAGCCCAUCCCCAGCCUGGAGGCCAUCUACCUGCUCAGCCCUGUUGAGAAGUCAGUGCAGGCACUGAUCAGAGACUUCCGGGGCUCCCCCACCUACAGCUACAAGGCCGCACACGUCUUCUUCACUGACACGUGCCCCGAGCUGCUGUUCACGGAGCUGGGCAAGUCCCGCAUCACCAAGGUCAUCAAGACCCUCAAGGAGAUCCAUCUGGCCUUCCUGCCCUACGAGAGCCAGGUGUUCUCGCUGGACGAUCCGGGUGCCUUCCAAGCUUGCUACGGCCCGUUCGGGCGCGAAGAGCGUGGGCGGCAGCUUGAGCAGCUGGCAGAGCAGAUCGCCACCCUCUGUGAGACCCUGCAGGAAUACCCAGCCGUGCGCUACCGCCGGGGGCAUGAUGACAACUGCACCCUGGCCCACGCGGUGCUGGCCAAACUCAAUGCCUUCAAGGCCGACAACCCCAGCAUGGGAGAGGGCCCCGACAAGGCACGCUCGCAGCUGCUCAUCGUGGACCGGAGCUGGGACCUGGUGACGCCUGUGCUGCACGAGCUCACCUUCCAGGCCAUGGCCUAUGACCUGCUGGGCCUGGAGCAAGACACCUACACGUACCAGACAACAGGACUGAGCGAGGCGCGUGAGAAGGUGGCACUGUUGGACGAGGAUGAUGAGCUGUGGGUCCAGCUGCGUCACAUGCACAUCGCUGAUGUCUCCAAGUACGGCUCGGCCACUGCCUACUCCCCCCUGCCUGCCCCCUUGCAUGGGCACCCUCUUCUCCCCCAGCCCCAGGACCCCCAGCCGAGCUCCCCUCUCCCCGGCACAGGGAGCCCCAUUGGCAGGGUGCUAGGGUUAGGGUGGGGGGAAGGGGCAGCAAGGCCAGGCCCCUUUGAGUCUCACGGGCCCCCCCACCGCACCCCCCAGGCCAACAUCAAGGACCUGUCCCAGAUUCUGAAGAAGAUGCCACAGUAUCAGAAAGAGCUGAACAAGUAUUCCACCCACCUGAACCUGGCUGAGGACUGCAUGCGGCGCUUCAAGGGCACUGUGGAGAAGCUGUGUAGUGUGGAGCAGGACCUGGCGAUGGGGUCAGAUGUAGAUGGCGAGCGGCUGAAGGACCCCAUGAAGGUGCUGGUGCCAGUGCUGCUGGACUCAGCUGUGGCCCCGUACGACAAGGCGCGUGUCAUCCUGCUCUACGUGCUGCUCAAGAAUGGCGUGAGCGAGGAGAACCUAACCAAGCUGGUGCAGCACGCCAACAUCCCAGCCCAGAGCGGUGCCCUGCGCAACCUGCACCUGCUGGGCACCCAUCUCACGCCUGGUGUAAGUGGCCCACCCUGUGCUCCCCCCACCAACCCUGGCAUCCCAACUCCCUGGGCACACCUAGGGCUCUUCCACCUUCUCCCCCCUCAGGCAAGGUGUGCCCCCUGGAACCCUUACCCACUGGGCACCCUUCUCACUCCCUGCUCGAUUGGACCUGCCCAGAAUGGGCAGCUGCGGCCUGAGACCCGGGAGCGCCUGGAGUCCACGUAUCAGCUCUCACGCUGGACCCCCGCCCUCAAAGACGUCAUGGAGGAUGCCGUGGAGGACAAACUGGACAAAAAGAUGUGGCCAUUCGUGUCUGACCCGGCUCCGGCUGCCAGCUCCCAGGCUGCUGUGAGUGCCCGUUUUGGGCAUUGGCACAAGAGCCGGGCACCAGGCGAGGGCCGGGCAGGACCACGCCUACUGCUGUUCGUGCUGGGCGGCGUUGCCAUGUCCGAGAUGCGCAGCGCCUAUGAGGUCACACGUGCCACUGACGGCAAGUGGGAGGUACUCAUUGGUUCCACCCACAUCCUGACACCCACCCGCUUCCUGGAGGAUGUUGCCGCCCUGGACCAGGCAUCCCCCCAGAAGGAAUAGCGCCCCCCUCCCCUCCCAAUUCCCACCCCAUAUGGCUGCUUGUACCUGACUCUCCAG